This is a messenger RNA of Acanthosepion pharaonis, 1122 nucleotides long. The record is from the annotation of a GenBank genome assembly. Lineage: Eukaryota; Metazoa; Mollusca; Cephalopoda; Sepiida; Sepiidae.
AUGAAGAACGACUUUUUCUAUCUGAGUAUUCUCACAAUUUCCAUUCAGUUUUUUUCUCCUUCUCCAUUUAUCUACUUUUUCUUCUUUUUCUUCAUUUUUUAUUUUACUGUUUCGUUUUUUCUUUAUCUUCGUACUUUCAUUUACUUUUUAAUUUUUUUUUUCGUUUUUCUUUUACGUUUUUCUUUUUUUCAUUUUCGUCGUCUUCGUUUUUGUUUUAUUUUUAUUUUUUUCGGGUUUAUCUUUUUUCGUGUCUUUCUUCGUAUUUCUCCUUUUUUCCGUUUUUCCCCUUUUUUGGUAUUUUUUUCGUAUUUCUCGUUUUUUCUUCGUUUUUCUCGUUUUUUCUUCUUUUUUCUCGUUUUUUUUCUUCGUUUUUCUCCUUUUCCCGUUUUUCUUAAUUUUCUUUCGUCUUUCGUUUUCAUCUUUUCCUUUUUUUCUCUCUCUCUUUUUUUCUAUCUCUUUCUUUCUUCCUCGUUCUUUAUGUCACUUUUUCUUUCUCACUCUUUUUUUUUCUUUUUUCUCUCUCUGUUCUCUUUCUCACUUUGCUCUCACUCACAUUUCUUUCUCUCACUGAAUUCUUUCUCUCUCUUACUGACAUUUCUCACUGACUUUUCUCUCUCUCUUUAUUUCUUCAAACAUGUUUUAAUGAAUAUGUCUCUCACGUGCUCUUCAACCUACUUUUCUUUUGUUUUCUUUUCCAUUUGUUUUUUCUUUUCUUAUCUUAUACCUUCUUUUUUCUUUUCUUAUUUUCUUUCUCAUUUUUUUGCUUUCUUUUUCCUUUUACGUAUGUUUUUCUUUUCUCUUUUACUUGUUUUUUUUCUCUUUUUUUCUCUUUUUUUCUUUUCAUUUUCAAAUCCGUCCCCACUGUACUUUUUCACCAGUUACCUUGUUUUUGCCAUAUUUAACAAUGAGGUGGGUUUCAAACUGACAUUUUUAUUCUAUCUAUCUAUCUAUCUAUCUCAUUAUUCCAUGUGCCCGAGUUUGCAAUCAUUUCGAUACCAUGUCAAAUCGACACGACUAGAAGGAUAUAUAUACAAAGAAAUUUUCUGUAUAAACGCAUUAUCUAUCUAUCUAUCUAUCUAUCUAUCUAUCUAUCUAUCUAUCUAUCUAUCUAUCUAUCUAUAA